Molecule: messenger RNA, 6971 nt
Organism: Eupeodes corollae
Lineage: Eukaryota; Metazoa; Arthropoda; Insecta; Diptera; Syrphidae
Product: ankyrin repeat and sterile alpha motif domain-containing protein 1B
Exons: 16
Coding region: 802-4353 (1183 amino acids)
Cellular component (GO): cytosol
Molecular function (GO): protein binding
Source: RefSeq, a predicted model, not a curated record
UAAAAAAUAAUCGGCUUUAAGGCAUAGUUUCUUUUUAAACUUUAUUUUGUUUAAAUAAGACAUACAUAUUAUGUUUAAAACUUUUAUUUAAGUUGUGUUUGUUUAAAAGUGUCUGGAAAGGAUAAGGCAUAGUUAAAAAAGUGUGCUCUAUGGAUUUACGUGCGAGAAUGUAGAUAUUGUUAUUUAUGUUCAGCGUAUCUGAAGUGAAAAAGGUGUGGACUAAAUUAUAAAGAAGAAAAAUUCUGUAUUCAGUGGAAUAUGCAUUACGGGAGCUUGUGGCAGUGAAUGACUUUAUACAAAUAACAAGGGCGAGGAUAUCCCCAUUGAUUAAAAUAUUAACAAUUACAAAUUUUGUUUUAUUUGCAUUGAGUGAUUUGAAUAUCGUUGAGAUAAACUAUCUAGUUAACUACAUUUUAAACUUCAGUUUUUGGACGACGCGACGCGACUCUAAAAACAAAAUAUGCGUCCCCAAGUAAAUUCAUAAUUUAAAUAAAAUGCAAAACUAUUCAACAGCACAAUAACAAUGACAUUAAUUAUGACACUAAUAAGAUAACAAUAAUACAGAUUUAUAAGUGCAGAUGAUGUAUCUGCAUGGAAGGCAGUGAUAAUUUGUUUGUCACCUAGUGAUAAUAAUGAUUAAAACUAUAUUUGAUUCAAUAUAAUUCAUAAUAAAAAGUUAGAGCUUCGAGUUGCAAUGCGACAGUUAGAACUUAUAUUAGAGUAACAUACCUACCUAGUUGUAAUAAUAGUAGACUUUGGGCGCUGUAACAAUAUAAAAGAGAUACAUAAACAAAAAGGAAAAUGGGAAAAGAUCAAGAAUUUUUAGAGGCCGCUAGAAAUGGAAAUAUAGUACAAUUUGAGAAAUUACUUAAUCAAAAGAGUAAGCGUGGAGGUCCAUUAGCAAGUUUACGACGAGGACCUGGAAUAAACGUUCAAGAUAGUGUUGGUUAUUCUGCAUUACAUUAUUCUGCUUUAAAUGGACACACCGAUAUUGUUCGUUUGCUGUUAUUCCAUGAUGCCUCACCGAAUCUCCUUGAUUCACGUGGGUCUUCUCCACUUCAUUUGGCAGCUUGGGCAGGUCAUCAGGAAAUUGUUAAAAUGCUACUCACACAUCCCUACAAACCAGCUAAUCCUGAUAUGCAAACCAUUGAGAACGAAACACCAUUGCACUGCGCAGCGCAACAUGGUCAUACGGGGGCUCUAACAACCCUUUUGGCACACGGUGCCGAUCCGAACGUUAGAAAUUGCCGAAAUGAAACACCUUUAGAUUUAGCUGCACAAUAUGGUCGUUUGCAAGCAGUUCAAAUGCUCAUCCGAGCCCAUCCGGAGCUCCUUCAACCGUAUAGCGGUGAAUUGGAUUCCUCAUCAUCUAUGUCUUCCAACGCCGGCGGCGGCGUUUCGACUCCAAUUGUGGUCAAUCAUUCAGCUUUACAUUUGGCCAGUCGAAAUGGUCACAAUAACGUGGUUGAGAUUCUCCUUGCAGCUGGUGUAAAUGUCAAUCUUCUUACACAUUCUGGAACAGCAUUGCACGAAGCGGCAUUAUGUGGUAAGGAUUUGGUGGUAAGAACUUUGUUAGAAGCUGGUGCUGAUUUAAAUGCAACCGAUUCUGAGAAUCGAACACCUUUGGAUGUCCUUCAAGAAUUUCCUCCCCAUGUUACUAAGAGCAUCAUUUCAGUCAUUAACAGCUUUAGGAGGCACGAUAAUGAUGGAGAAUCGUAUGAAAAAUAUUUAUCAGAGGAAACUGAUGAAGCUGAUGAUAUUCCCAAAGAGAAUCAAUCAAGAUUUCUGAAUAACGCUGCUUCGAUUGACUCAUCUGACUUAACAGAAAACUGCAAACAUUCAAAUUUAUCUCAACAAGCAAAAACUACUUCAAAUAGUGAAUUAACGGAUUUCUAUGUUAAAAUGGAACCUAUAAAAUUACAAAAGGCUGCACCUAAAAAACCUCCCCGCCGUAAUCUUUCCAUAUCUCCAACGCACUUACAGAAUUUCUUUCAAAAUAACGAACUGAUUAGACAUAAAACGGAUUUUCGGGGAAGUAUUGCUGAAACCGAAGUACCAGCGGCGCACUCGGCAUCCAUUGAAAACUCAUUACAUAAUCGUGGUUCAUAUGAAUUUGACGCCUGUACAGCUAGUUCUGGAUCUGGAAUAUAUAGUAGCAAUGAAAAUCUAAUAAAAGCAAAUAAUACAACAAGCGGAACAAAUAAUUCAUGGUAUCCGUCAGAUACCGGGAAUCUCGAUUCCACAUCAGACUUCAAUUCCAUAGCUCCAAGAAAACUUAAAAAUUCCUAUCCUUCGUAUGGAAAUACGACCCUUAAAUCAUAUAAUCCAAAUAGAAAACUUAAACGGAAUAGGGAGCAAUACUUUUCGAAAGGCCAGUUCAGUUUAGCAAUAGGUAACAAUAGUAAGCACCUCCCAGGAAGCCACAAAACGCCAAAUUCGAUUAACAAUGAAACGAGACCGUUAAACCAAGAUCAUAAAUAUCGUCCUGAUUACGCACAACAAAAUACUUUGGACGAUUCUGGAAUCUCACCACAAGAUAACAAUUCGUUGUCGUUGUGUAAUUCUAGUGGCUCAAUUAGCUCUGGCGUAUCUCCAUCUGACCGUAGUCUUUCUACGGAUUGCGUUGAAGAAUAUGUGGGUGAUGAGCCUUUUGCAGGUCUGUUCAAGGGUUCAACAAUGAACUUAAGCAAUGCAUGUUCAAACAAUAUUCCCAAAGGUUAUAACAUAUCCAAGGAAUUUCAUAAAUCAUCAGCUAUAAAGUCCCGACGAGACACUGAAGAUACUUAUAAACAUACAGCAUCAUCCACAACCGAUUCCCAUUCAGAAUCUUCAGAUGAAGCCUCAGUAACAAUUGUAAACGACAAGGGCAAUAAUAGAAAUGUCCGUACGAAAAGAGACAAACGUUUGGGCUCCGAUCGAAGAAACAAAAUGAAAGAAUCUCAUAAUAGUCGAAAAGUCAAGCCAUUUUCCUCUUGUGAAAAUAACUCUCAAAAACUAUUUUCUAAUUCGGCUGUGAAGUCUGAGUGGAAGAACGAAGGCUCGAGUUCAAUAAUGGCAACAGCGAUGACACCUCCUAUCAGCAAUUUGCCUAUUAAGAAACAGUCUUCUUCAUUCGAUACACAUCAAUUUCCUGUGGUCUCUGGCCAGAGCUCAAAGAUUCUGAAUUCAUAUAAUGAAAAUGAAGCUUGGGACAAGCUGUCUCAGAUCAUGGAAACAUUUGGCAAUAACACUUUAAAUGGUCUAAGUUCAUUUCUAGAUAAUGAUGAUGUAAAUCGUGGGGGAGAAUAUGGAAAACUUGCUAAGUUAUUGGAUCAAAAUGGAUUAAGGCAUUUGGAACGUUCAUUGUACAUAAACGGCUAUGAUAACCUACAAUUUUUGAAUGGUAUUUUUGACGAAAAAGACUUAUCCGUUCUUAAUAUCUCCGGCGGAGAUGCGAAGAAAUUACUUGCAUUUAUUACAACUCUACCACAUGUUCAUUUUACACCGCUGCCAAUCGAAGCAAGUUUGGAUCAAUGGCUUAAAAGCAUUCAACUCCACGAGUAUAGUGAACACUUUAAAAAACAUUUGUAUAACAGUUUGAAAAGUGUUUGCGGCGUUUGGGAAAUUGAAUUGCAAACUGUAUUGGAGAUAAAUAAAAUCGGACACAGAAAACGUAUUUUGCAUUCUGUUGCUCAUAUUCGUCAAACAGGUGAUGUUAAGUAUUUGGCAUCUGAUAGUACAGCCAAUAUGCCACUCACUGCCAAGGAAAACAAUCCUAAUGGAACCUUAGGGCAUAAAAAGAAAAAUCGACCAGCACCUAAGCCACCUACUAAAAGUCUUGAAAUUCGUGCGCCAUCAGAACUCCUUAUUGGUUUACCUCAUAAUCUUCAAAUAAAAUGGCCGCAUUUAACGAGCUCUCUCAUAUCAAAUAGCUUAAAGUACGAAGUCUGUUACCUUGGAUCAACUGUUGUAAAGGAACUUAGAGGAACGGAAACAACUCGCAAGUCGAUACAAAAAUUGAAGCGUGCGGGCCAGAUGACUCGUUUAAAGGAAAAACAAUCGAUAGUUCAACUAUCUAUUUCAUAUCGAGGUGUCGAAUUUAUUGACAUUGCUAAAAGUGAAACAAUUUGUGAGCAUGAAAUUCGAAAUAUAAACUGUGCAUGUCAAGAUGCAGACGAUAUGCGUCACUUUGCAUAUAUAACCAAGGAUAAUGGCCUAAACUUACACUACUGUCAUGUAUUUAACGUGGAUAAUAUGCAUUUAGCAAUGGAGAUAAUUUUGACACUAGCUGAAUCGUUUGAGGUUGCCUACCAGAUUGCUCUAAGAAAUAUACCAAUUCGUAAAAGUGCGGAACAAUUGACGACAACAAAUUAAUGCAACGAAAAUCUUAAAAUUAAAUGGCCAAUUGCAAUGAAAACUUUAAGCACCAACCAAGACUGCAGAAAAUAUGAUUCAUAACUAUUAUUGCAUUAAUUUAUUAUAAAAACCAAUAAUCAAAACCAUCGAAUUAUUAUUAUUAUAUAAUAAUAAUAUAAUUAUAAAAUACAACUCUCUCUUUAUUAUACUAUGUACUGCAAUCCAAAAAAUUAACGAUAUUGAAGCUUUGUUUUCCAAUUUCUUUGAUUAUAUUAAGUUUGGUAAAUAUCUUAAUUCAAGAUUGCCAAGUGAAGAAGUUGCUCUAUUUUUUUUAGUAAGAAAGGAAUCAUGAACAAUAUUUAAUAUCAAAAUGCAAAAGUCAAUUAAAGUUGUUUGAAUCAUACGUAUAUAUUUUUUUUAAACUUAGCAAUAUAAAUGUUGAGCUAAGUGAAGAGAUUGUUAAAACUAUAAAUAUAGUAUUUCCUAAAAUUAAUUUAUUUUCAAAAAUUUACAAUCACAAUUAAAAAACAAAUUGUCGAUUUCUUUCUUCACUGGUAGUUAACGAGUGCUUUCAAAGGCAUACCGGAAAUUCAAUUCGGUUCAAAACGAAGAAAAUGUUAUAAAGCUGAAAAGUGUCUAAUUCUUGAGAAUGGACAUGCCUUUUUUUCGAUCAGCUAGCCAAUUAGUGAAUAUUAUACUUGAAAUAUCGUUAAGUCCCUUAAUGUUAAUGUAACAUAAUCAUACAAAAAUUUAAAAAAAAUCAAAGCAUCGCUAUAAUUUUUGCAUUACUUUUGUUACUUAAAAAAUAAGUUUAAAAAAUGUAGGUUUUAUCUCGAAUUUUCUAUUGAGUGUGUUAUUUGUUAAAUAUGUAGAAAAAAGUUUGUUCAUGUUUCAAGAAAAUAAUGUAGUUAAAAAUUACAAAAAAAAAAACAAUUUUUUUACAUUUUACAAGUUCAAAUUAAUUAUUAAAUUAGUUAAAAUAUGUUUUUUUUAUUUAAUUUUAAGUUACGAAUAUAUUUUUUUUAUAGAAUAUUAAUGUUUAUUUUGUGAAUUUGAACUUUCAAAAAAUAUCAUAAGUUUUGAACAUAUAAAAAUAUCAUUAUAAAUCUAUACAUAAACUUUAUAUAAAUACCUAACAAAUGAAUGUGAAACUUAAGGGAACUCUACUUACAGAGCCCCAUAAGUAAAGGUCAAAACCGAAUAUGAUGAAAAGUUUGAUCAUGACCGAACAGAAUUUGUUCUUUUCCAUGUCCUAACGAUUUUGUGGUAACGGCUGUUUUACUGAAGUUUUGGAAAACACCUAUUUUUAGUCAGUUUUUUAAUCACCCUGUCCAGAAAGUGACAUAGGUUUUUAAUGAUUUUGAAAUUCUAAAAUUACACAAUGUUGGAGAAAGCAAAACAUGAACUUGUAUGAAAUAUACCAUUAAGCUGAUAUAGCCACAGAGAUAAAGCUUGGUAAGGUCCGGUGGGUAAGGCACGUAGAAAGCAUGAGAGAAGUCAUGUGGGACAGACCAUGUCUCUGCUAGAAGCCUUAAGGUGCGCGACUGGAUGGCUUCGAUGAGCAACCGCAAAAGGUAGAAUAAGUAUGUUGAACGAGGCCUGGACCGGAUCCUGGUUGUGGCGGAUAAUGUAAGUUAGUAUAAUUAAUGUCGGGAUAAUUUAUUUUUAGUAAAAAACGGGGCAUUGCCAUAUCGGUGAACAAUAAUUAUAACUUUGAGAUUAAAAUAGAACCCAAUUUUGCACUUCAAUCCUUAGAAAAAGUAAUGUGCUGACAAACAUCUAUGUAUAGGUGUUGGCUAUUUAAUUGAAACAUUUACUUAGUUUCUUAACUUUCCAAAAAGUUACACCCUUUAAAAACCGUAAAGAGAUGGCUUGAAACAAAAUAAAAUGCUCUUUUUAGAUUGAUUUCAAUUUUUUCAAUUGCCAUCUUAGUUUUACAUUGAAAAGUUAAAAAAAAAACAAAGAAUAUUUUUGAAAAAAAAAACAACUAAAAGUUUGAAGUGCAAAAUUAUUGACAGUUUAUUGAAAGGCAAUGUCUAAUAUUUGUAUUGUCUUAAAAUUAUUUGUCUUUGGGUUACUUUAAAAUGCUAAAACAUUAAAAAAUAAAGGGUAAUUAACAAACACACUAAAAGUAUGUGAUUUUCAAAAUUGUAUCUAAACAAGCCUUUUCUCGAAUACCAUUAAGCCUCAGUACAGUUCAGAUACCAAAUUCUCUUAAAUCAUUGUCAAACAUUUGACCAUAUUCAGUUUGGAUUAUUAUUUAUAUGGGAAACCCUGCAUGUAUAAUUACUAUAUGCUAUGUUGCUAAUUCAAAUACUUCUAACAAGAUUAUUUUAUAAUUAUAUUGAAAUAAACAAUUAAAUAUUAUUAAAUUAGCUAACGGUGAUAUAAUUCUAAUGAUAAUUUGUUAUUUGUUUCUUAAAAUACAAAACAAAAAUGAAGCUAAAAACAAAUAAUUUGAAUAAAUUCCUAUUAAGAACUAUGCAAGUGCAAAAAAACAAAAAUUUAAAUAUAUUAUGAUACUAUGUAUAUUUGGUUGUUAUUGUUGUUAGUAAAAAAAUAUUUAAAUCCAUAUGGCUAAUAUUAACUUAAGCCGUCAUGAAUUUAGCUAAAUCAAAUAAUUGAUAGUUAAUAAA